This is a messenger RNA of Biomphalaria glabrata, 945 nucleotides long. Its product is annotated as neuronal acetylcholine receptor subunit alpha-7-like. Bases 1 to 945 code for a protein of 314 amino acids. Gene Ontology annotation, biological process: monoatomic ion transmembrane transport. The record is from RefSeq and is a predicted model, not a curated record. NCBI's taxonomy places the organism in Eukaryota, Metazoa, Mollusca, Gastropoda, Planorbidae. Gene Ontology annotation, molecular function: transmembrane signaling receptor activity; extracellular ligand-gated monoatomic ion channel activity. Gene Ontology annotation, cellular component: membrane. The transcript is spliced from 5 exons.
AUGUACCAUGAAAGUUUUAUCCAACUCAGUCUUAAUGGAAGUGACCUAAUGAAGAGGUCAGUGGCAGUCCAGAAGUAUCCACCAGAGCUAGAUUGCACCGAUGACAAACCGUUCAGGAUGAGUUACAAUUUAUUCCUCAUCGAUGUCUUGGAUGUUGACCAAAUCAAUCAGUUGAUGACUGUCUUAGCCUACGUUCAAAUAGAAUGGAGCCAGAAUGACCUUUCAUGGAACUCAACCGAGUACGACAACAUAGAAAGUGUUUUACUGGACUCUUCCACUAUUUGGGUGCCCACUCUACGUAUUUUAGUUGGAAGCAAAGACUCUCACCUGUAUGAAAUGAACAACAAAUUAGUGGUCAGCUCCAGCGGCGUAGUUCGAGCCCAGGGUAUAAGCUAUGUCACAUUUCGGUGCAAAAUAGAUGUCAAAAAAUAUCCGUUUGAUUCGCAGACGUGUUCAUUCGGGAUCUACAAGGAAAAUCUUAUGCUGGCUAAAAUUGAGGUGGAUCCGAACUGUGAACGAUCAUCAGCAAGUAAUCAAGACUACAUCACUGAAGGAGAAUGGGAAACGCUAGAUUAUUUUUGCGAGCCGUUUCAGGAUCUGAACCAUGAGAAGUAUCCACGAUACUCAUUCGUCGUCAGGAGACGUAGGGUUUAUUACGUCAUCACCGUGGUGUUCCCCAUGGUUCUGACGUCAGUGAUGAUCCCGCUGGUGUUUCUGAUCCCGACAAAAACCGGAGAGAAGAUUUCCUACCUGGUGACCAUGUUCACAUCCACAGCAAUAUUUCUAAGCUACAUCAGUACCGUGAUGCCGAGGAGUCUGUCUGAUACGCCGUACUUGGCAAUGCUACUCUUAGAAGUCUUGUGUGAAGGGCUGUGUGCGAUGCUAGCUACUCUCUGGGUCGUCAAUAAGUCUGACAGCGUACAAUUUGUAAGUAGAGAAAUAUGA